This is a messenger RNA of Staurois parvus, 857 nucleotides long. The record is from the annotation of a GenBank genome assembly. NCBI's taxonomy places the organism in Eukaryota, Metazoa, Chordata, Amphibia, Anura, Ranidae.
GAGUCGUCUGGCAAGACUGCGGGCACCGAGUCAACUGGCGGAACAGCGGGCAUCGAGUCAACUGGCAAGACUGCGGGCCCCCGAGUCGUCUGGCAAGACUGCGGGCACCGAGUCGUCUGGCAAGACUGCGGGCACCGAGUCGUCUGGCAAGACUGCGGGCACCGAGUCGUCUGGCACCGAGUCGUCUGGCAAGACUGCGGGCACCGAGUCGUCUGGCAAGACUGCGGGCACCGAGUCACUGCGGGCACCGAGUCGUCUGGCAAGACUGCGGGCACCGAGUCGUCUGGCAAGACUGCGGGCACCGAGGCGUCUGGCAAGACUGCGGGCACCGAGUCGUCUGGCAAGACUGCGGGCAUCGGGUUACCAGGCAUCAGGUCAUUUGGCUUGCCAGCGGGCACCGCGUCAUCUGGCAAGGCAGUGGGCACCGGCGGGCACUGGAUCAGGUACCGGAUCAUCUGGAUCAACAGCGGGCAUCGAGUCAACUGGCCUAAUAGGAUCGUCGGGCUGGAUCAGUUCAUCAUGCUGAGUAGCGGCAUCAGGCUGAAUGCAGGCAUCAGGCCGAGUAGAGGCUUCAGGCUGAGUAGAGGCUUCAGGCUGAGUCACGGAAGGCAGGUUCACCGGUUUGGAUACUGGCAGGAUGGUAUUGGUUGGAAAGAAUUUUCGCUUUUUUUUCUCGUUUUAACUACUGGAGCACUGCAAGUAAACGCAGGUCUGCAAACGAAUGGAGCAGCUGGAGACAAAGAAAAACUGGAGGAUGGAACAGGAGAGGGAGCAGUUGCUACAGAGGGCUUUUUUACAGGGUUAAAGGCAGGAUAGGUGCAGCGAGUGGGAACAGGGUACUGACAUGCGGUAGAUAG